Molecule: messenger RNA, 483 nt
Organism: Thlaspi arvense
Lineage: Eukaryota; Viridiplantae; Streptophyta; Magnoliopsida; Brassicales; Brassicaceae
Source: the annotation of a GenBank genome assembly
GUUGUGAAUCAACUCUAUGUUUCUCUUAUUGCAGCUGAUGUCACUAAGAAAGCUGACCCAAAGGCUAAGGCCUUGAAAGCUGCGAAGGCUGUGAAAUCUGGACAAUCCUUUAAGAAGAAGGAUAAGAAGAUCAGGACGAAGGUGACAUUCCACAGGCCAAAGACAUUGUCAAAGCCUAGGGACCCAAAGUACCCUCGUCACAGUGCACCGCCAAGGAACAAGUUGGAUCAUUACGCCAUCCUCAAGUAUCCACUCACUACUGAGUCAGCGAUGAAGAAGAUCGAAGACAACAACACUCUUGUCUUCAUUGUCGACAUCCGUGCUGACAAGAAGAAGAUCAAAGACGCCGUGAAGAAGAUGUACGACAUCCAGACCAAGAAGGUUAACACCCUCAUCAGGCCCGAUGGAACGAAGAAGGCGUAUGUGAGGUUGACUCCUGAUUAUGAUGCUUUGGAUGUGGCUAACAAAAUCGGGAUCAUCUAA